Helianthus annuus (common sunflower) is the source of this 1219-nucleotide messenger RNA. Its product is annotated as cycloeucalenol cycloisomerase. The coding region runs from base 158 to 1033 and encodes 291 amino acids. The transcript is spliced from 8 exons. The record is from RefSeq and is a predicted model, not a curated record. Gene Ontology annotation, molecular function: cycloeucalenol cycloisomerase activity. NCBI's taxonomy places the organism in Eukaryota, Viridiplantae, Streptophyta, Magnoliopsida, Asterales, Asteraceae.
ACUUUAGUUUAUAUGUGGUCAAAAGAUGCAAAAACAAAUUAGUGAGGCACUAAAUAUGGAGAAAGUGCAUAGUGAAGUGACUAUCAACAAAUCAAGUGUCCGACUGCAUCAGUGACUGAGUGGAGAAGAAAACAAAGCUUUCGAUCUGACUGUAACCAUGGGAGCAAGUGAAAAAGUAAAAGCAGGUGAAUGCAAAUCGAGUUUAUGGCUAGCAUCAAACCCUAGCAAGCGAUGGGGUGAACUGUUCUUCCUUUUCUACACACCCUUUUGGCUCACUCUUUGUCUCGGUAUUGUCGUCCCUUACAAGCUCUACGAGGAUUUCAAGGAGUUGGAGUACUUGCUUCUAGGACUUGUUUCUGUGCUUCCUGCUCUUCUUAUACCAAUAUUUGUGGUUGGAAAGGCUGAUCGUAGCCUUGACUGGAAGGAUCGAUAUUGGGUGAAGGCAAGUUUAUGGAUAAUUAUCUUUGGUUACGUUGGAAAUUACUUUUGGACCCAUUAUUUUUUCACAGUGCUUGGUGCUUCCUACACCUUCCCGUCAUGGAAGAUGAACGACGUACCCCACACGACUUUUUUGUUGACAAUUGUUUGCUUCUUGUUUUACCAUGUGACAUCAAAUUUAACACUUCGUAGGCUACAACAUUCUGUUGCUCAUUUGCCGGUGAAAACACAGUGGAUUAUUAAAUCCGCAUGGAUUCUAGCUCUUUCCUACUUUAUUGCUUACCUGGAAACCGUGGCUAUUUCAAACUUUCCUUACUAUUCGUUUGUGGACAGAACAUUAAUGUAUAAAGUUGGUUCUUUGUUUUAUGCCAUCUACUUUCUUGUAAGCUUCCCUAUGUUUCUAAGGAUUGAUGAGAAGGCAGAAGAUUUAUGGGACCUACCAAGAGUGGCUGUUGAUGCUUUAGGGGCUGCCAUGCUGGUUACCAUAAUACUGGAUCUAUGGCGCCUUUUCUUGGGCCCCAUCGUUCCUAUUCCCGACACCAAACAGUGUGCUCAACCUGGUCUCCCUUGGUUCCCGGGCCACACCGAACUCUAAUUUAGAUUUUUUCAUCAAAGUUUGGAAGCGUUGUAAUAGCAUCCAGAUGUGAUUUUAUUUGUUGUUUCAGUCAUUAAUUUAAACUUAAGGUUUGGUGCAUACAGUUGCGCAAAUGUAUCAUGUAUUAUCUCAUUGCAUCAUGUAUGGGUUUUAGGGUGGAAUGCCAAUGUUACUUUUAGGAGUGUC